AUGAGUCGCAGCCCGGAAAGAAUUUCGUCCUACCGCCGCCACUUUGAGGACACCACCACUUCGUCCUAUCAGGUGCGGGUCAGCAGCCCUUCUCCAGUCAGGAGGGAUGCUGGAAGAUGCCGUUCUGCCAGUUACACCCGCACUGCAGCGGCGGCAGCAGUGGGCAGGAGCAGCAUGGCUGUGGGCCGCAGGACACUGUCCAGCACACGCAGCAGGCCGCUAAUGACAGGAGUUGGGGUGGGCACGGUGUGUGUGAGUGCUGGAGGAGCAGUGAUCGAUCUGGAUGCUGUUGCUGCUGAAAACCAGAAGUUCCUCAGCACCAGGACGGGAGAGAAGAAAGAGAUGGUGGCUUUAAACGACCGACUGGCGGCCUACAUCGAGAAGGUCCGCUCUCUGGAGCAGCAAAAUAAGCUCAUGGAGACUGAGAUUGAAGCCCUUCAGAAUCGCUUCUUGAAGCCCACUGGUCUACGCAUCCUGUACGAGGAGCAGCUGAAGGAGCUCCGCAGAAUCGCCGAUCAAAUGAAAGUGCAGCGGGAUCUUGCUGUUGCUGCUAAAGACGCAGUGGCUGGUCAGCUGGACAUGAUGAAAGUGAAGUACGAGGAGGCCCUGGAGCUGAGGAAGAAGGCCGAGCUGGACAUUGAGGCCUUCCGCCCAGAUGUUGAUGCUGCCACCUCUGCUCGCAUUACGCUGGAAAAGCAACUGGACAACCUGGAAGUGGAGAUUGAGUUCCUUCAGCGGCUCCACAAGGAGGAAAUCGAGGAGCUGAUGAAGCAGGUGUACGCAGCCCACACCUCGCUCCAGGAUGCUUACGCCCUGCCUGACCUCACUGGCGCUCUUCAGCAGGUCCAGCUGCAGUAUGAAGAUAUCGCGACCAAAAACCUACAGGAAAUGGACUCUUGGUACAGAACUAAAUUCGACGACCUCACGGACAAAUCAACAAGACACGUCGACACCGUCCGAAGCGUCCGAGAAGAAAUCGCAGGCGCAAAGAAAGAUAUUCAAGGUAAGGAACGUGACUUGGAGUCACUGAAGACCAGAAAUGAAGCUCUGGAAGCUCAAAUCCGUGAGAAGCAGGAGAAGCACAGGAAAGAGCUGGAGGAGCUGCAGGCCAGGAUCGAAGCCCUGCAGCAGGAGCUGAAAUCCACCAAAGAGAAGAUCGCUCUCCACCUCCGUGAGUACCAGGACCUCCUCAAUGUGAAGAUGGGCCUGGAGAUUGAAAUCACCACGUACAGGAAGCUGAUUGAAGGUGAAGACUCCCGCCUCAGCAGCAUGGUCCGAGGUCUGCAGACCAUGUCUCUGAUGGCUGGCGGUGGACUCGGGGCUAUUGGCAUCGGAGGAGGCCUGGGGGCCAUCGGUGCUGCUGCCGCUCUGGGGACCAGAGGCGGUAUUGCAGGAGGCGUUGGUGUGGGAGUCGCAGGACUGGGAGGAGGCCUGGGUGCCGGAGGUGUCGGAGAAGGCACGACCCUUGAUUACGGCAAAGAGCAGGCCGUGGAGAUGACCGAGAGGAAGACCGUGCUGAUUAGAACAGUUAAAGCAGAUGAUGACACAGUUCAGAGAGACAUGCAGGAGAGAACCUACUCCAUCACUGGAGCAGCACAGGAGGAAGAGGACGAAUGA
Messenger RNA from Pygocentrus nattereri (red-bellied piranha), 1617 nucleotides. RefSeq lists its product as uncharacterized. The transcript has 11 exons. Lineage: Eukaryota; Metazoa; Chordata; Actinopteri; Characiformes; Serrasalmidae. Bases 1 to 1617 code for a protein of 538 amino acids. Gene Ontology annotation, biological process: skeletal muscle organ development. Gene Ontology annotation, cellular component: Z disc; cell-cell junction; sarcolemma. The record is from RefSeq and is a predicted model, not a curated record.